Molecule: messenger RNA, 2414 nt
Organism: Neomonachus schauinslandi (Hawaiian monk seal)
Lineage: Eukaryota; Metazoa; Chordata; Mammalia; Carnivora; Phocidae
Gene: RIC8A
Product: RIC8 guanine nucleotide exchange factor A
Exons: 10
Coding region: 91-1752 (553 amino acids)
Biological process (GO): G protein-coupled receptor signaling pathway
Cellular component (GO): cytoplasm; plasma membrane
Molecular function (GO): guanyl-nucleotide exchange factor activity; G-protein alpha-subunit binding
Source: RefSeq, a predicted model, not a curated record
GCGCCGAGGCAGGGCGGAGCGGCUGGACUCCGCCCGGAGCCGGGAAGCGAAGCCCCUCCCGCCUGCCCGGCGCGGGAGCCCGGGGGCGUCAUGGAGCCCCGGGUGGUUGCGGAUGCUGUGGAGGCGGGAGAGGAGGACGUGAUUAUGGAGGCUCUGCGCACGUACAACCGGGAGAACUCCCAGAGCUUCACGUUUGAUGAUGCCCAACAGGAGGACAGGAAGAGACUGGCGGAGCUGCUGGUCUCGGUCCUGGAGCAGGGCUUGCCGCCCUCCCGCCGCGUCACCUGGCUGCAGAGCAUCCGCAUCCUGUCCAGGGACCGCAGCUGCCUGGACCCUUUCACCGGCCGCCAGAGCCUGCAGGCACUCGCCCGCUAUGCUGGCAUCGCCUUCGAGCAGUCGGCCCCGGAGCCUCUGGACAUGGACGUUGUACUCGAGUCCCUUAAGUGCCUGUGCAACCUCGUGCUCAGCAGCCCGGUGGCACAGGUGCUGGCAGCAGAGGCCCGCCUGGUGGUGAGGCUCGCAGAGCGCGUGGGGCUGUAUCACAAGAGCAGCUUCCCACACGACAUCCAGUUCUUUGAUUUGCGCCUCCUCUUCUUGCUAACGGCACUUCGCACCGACGUGCGCCAGCAGCUGUUUCAGGAAUUGCGGGGAGUGCACCUGCUGACUAAUGCGCUGGAGCUGACGCUGGGAAUGACCCCCGAAGAGAACCCGCCUGAGCUCCUUCCUCCCCAGGAGACUGAGCGGGCCAUGGAGAUCCUCAAAGUGCUUUUCAACAUCACCUUCGAUUCCAUCAAGAGAGAGGUGGACGAGGAAGAUGCUUCCCUUUAUCGGCACCUGGGGACCAUCCUGCGGCACUGUGUGAUGGUUGCUGCUGCUGGAGACCGCACAGAGGAGUUCCACGGCCACACAGUGAACCUCCUGGGGAACUUGCCCCUCAAGUGUCUGGACGUCCUCUUUGCCCUGGAGCCACGCAAAGGCUCCUUGGAGUUCCUUGGAGCGAACAUGGAUGUGAUUCAUGUCCUUCUCAGCUUCCUGGAGAAGCGUCUGCACCAGGCCGCCCUCCACCCCACCCCCGACCUCAGGUCCGGUGGAGGCACAGCCCCGGUGACGGAGGCUCUUCUGCAGACGCACAGGCUGAAAGAGAGCGUGGCCCCGGUGCUGAGCGUGCUGACAGAGUGUGCCCGCAUGCACCGCCCUGCCAGGAAGUUCCUGAAGUCCCAGGUGCUGCCCCCACUGCGGGACGUGAGGACCCGGCCCGAGGUUGGGGAGUUGUUGCGGAACAAGCUCGUUCGCCUCAUGACACACCUGGACACUGAUGUGAAGAGAGUGGCCGCUGAGUUCCUGUUUGUCCUGUGCUCUGAGAGUGUGCCCCGAUUCAUCAAGUACACGGGCUACGGGAAUGCCGCCGGCCUCCUGGCUGCCAGGGGCCUCAUGGCGGGGGGCCGGCCUGAGGGCCAGUAUUCGGAGGACGAGGACACGGACACAGAUGAGUACAAGGAAGCCAAGGCCAGCAUAAACCCAGUGACCGGGAGGGUGGAGGAAAAGCCGCCCAACCCCAUGGAGGGCAUGACGGAAGAGCAGAAGGAGCAUGAGGCCAUGAAGCUGGUGAACAUGUUUGACAAGCUCUCCAGGCACAGAGUCAUCCAGCCCAUGGGGAUGAGUCCCCGGGGUCAGCUGACAUCCCUGCAGGAUGCCAUUUGUGAGACCAUGGAGGGGCAGCUCUCCUCGGAACCCGACUCAGACCCCGACUGAGGACAGCAGUCUUCUGUUCCCCCUUCAGAACUGGUGCUGCUUCCAGAGAUGUCCUUGGGACUGUGACCCGGGGAAGCCAUGUCCCUCUCUCCAGCUCAGAGACCCCUUUCUCUUUACUUCCAAAGUUCUGUUAAUGAUUUGUCUCUGGUCCAAUUUCUUACCUUUAGGACUGUGAGGGCCUUGUCCUGCUGCAGCUCUGGGAACUCAGCCUUGAUUUCCACAGAUGAAGUAGUUCUCACGUGUGUGCCAAGAGGAUGUGUGCAGAGGCUGAUGCCUGGGGCAGAGGCUGAGCGUGGGCACACACAAGCAUGUCUGGGUCUGGCACGCUUGCCCAGAGCUUCCAUGUCAAGCAAGCGCUGCAGUUCACGGGAAAAGAACUUGCUAGAACUGUGUGUACUAAUGUCAGAAACAUACUUCCAAGGUAUGCUCUGCUGUUUCUGUCCCCACUGAGCUCAGGACUGGUAGCCUCUUAGGCGUCCUUGGUCCUCGCUCGGCUGUCUGCUGUAGUAUCCACAGCACCCAAGCUCUCACCGGUUGUGACAGUGGAAUCCUGACCAUAAAUAGAUGAAGGGAAGUGCACCUCUUAGAGCCCUAAGUCUGGAUUUCUAUCACGUGCCACAAAGCAUCACAAAAACAUCAUCUUGGAAUAAAGAGUUUGAAGC